Messenger RNA from Elgaria multicarinata webbii, 2182 nucleotides. RefSeq names its product achaete-scute family bHLH transcription factor 1 (gene ASCL1). Bases 1 to 726 code for a protein of 241 amino acids. The record is from RefSeq and is a predicted model, not a curated record. Lineage: Eukaryota; Metazoa; Chordata; Lepidosauria; Squamata; Anguidae. The transcript has 2 exons. Gene Ontology annotation, biological process: developmental process; regulation of transcription by RNA polymerase II. Gene Ontology annotation, molecular function: protein dimerization activity; DNA-binding transcription factor activity, RNA polymerase II-specific; RNA polymerase II transcription regulatory region sequence-specific DNA binding.
AUGGACAGCAGCGCCAGCCAGCCGCCGCCUCCCCCGCCGUUCCUGCAGCCCGCCUGCUUCUUCGCGGCGGCGGCGGCGGCAGCGGCAGCAGUGGCCGCCUCCCAGAGCGCGCAGCAGCAGCAGCCGCCGCAGCAACUGAGCCCGGCGGCGGCGGCGGCGGGCAGCCAACAGAGCCAGUCCUCUCCAGGGGCCGCCAAAGCGCCUGUUGCGGCUGCGCCGAAGCACCACCAGCAGCAGCAGCAGCAGCAUCACCACCACCACCAGCACCAAGUCAAGCGGCAGCGCUCGUCGUCGCCGGAGUUGAUGCGCUGCAAGAGGCGCCUCAACUUCAGCGGCUUCGGCUACAGCCUCCCUCAGCAGCAGCCGGCGGCGGUGGCGCGGCGGAACGAGCGCGAGAGGAACCGCGUCAAGCUCGUGAACCUGGGCUUCGCCACGCUGCGCGAACACGUCCCCAACGGCGCCGCCAACAAGAAGAUGAGCAAGGUGGAGACGCUGCGCUCGGCCGUCGAGUACAUCCGAGCCCUGCAGCAGCUGCUGGACGAACACGACGCCGUCAGCGCCGCCUUCCAGGCCGGCGUCCUCUCGCCCACCAUCUCCCCCAAUUACCCCAACGACAUGAACUCCAUGGCAGGCUCGCCUGUCUCUUCCUAUUCCUCGGACGAAGGGUCCUACGAUCCCCUCAGCCCCGAAGAGCAGGAGCUGCUGGACUUCACCAACUGGUUCUGAGAGGGGGGCGGCCUGGGUGGCCCCUCUUGGCUUUGGCUUGGCAGCAGGACUUGUUGAAAAAAAUGGUUGCAUCUUAUUGCUCCUUUUCCUUCCCAUUAUGGAAAGGAAAGAAAGUAAAGACAGUGAAGCACAGAAGGAGUCGGACAUCCUCUCCAAGAAAACAGUGAAGCACUCCCAGAUUCUGCCUUUGCACUCCAGGCGGUUCAAAGAGUCAUGCAGCCCAGUCCUAUGGAUGAAAAUAAAGCCCGUUGAGUUUAGUGGGAUUUACAAUUCCCAAAUAAGUGUGCAUAGGUUCACAGCCUAUGGUUUCAACCCUGUGCACACUUAUAUGGGAGCAAGCCUCAUUGAACACAGUGGGACUUACUUCCGAGUAAAUGCAUAUGAGAUCAGGCUGCUGCACCAUAGAAGCAAGAGGGGAUCCAUGAUGUGAUGGAGCUUCUGUAGGCCUGUUCUCUACCCUCGAAGUUAAAGCAACACUGCCUAUUCUAUAUAAAUCUUCAACUGAGCAAUGAGCUUCCCUUCUUCUUGAAAUAAAUACAGUAUUCCCCCUUUUGAAAGUCUGGUUUGUUCACUGCUUUAUGGUCCCAAAUUGCAGCACAAUCCCAAGCAGGUUUACUCAGAAGUAAGUCCCACUGUGUUCAGCACCAACUUAUUCCCUAUAAGUGAUUUUAGGGUUCCAUACACAGAAUGAUCCUAUGCACACUUACUGAAUUUAGUGGGACUUACUUUUAAGUAAGUGUGAAAAGGAUUGCAGCUCUGGUUGCCUAAUACUUGUGGAGAUUUUGAAAAUCAAAACUAUGCUGUAUUCAAAGAAUCCUCUGAAGUGUCUCCCUCUCCCACUUUGUCCACUUUCCUAUCAUAAAAUGCUUCCAAUUUGUUUUUUCAUGUGAACUUUUUAUUAUAUAUAUAAAUAAAUAUAUAUAUAAAAAAUCUAUUUGUAUCAAUCCUAACCAAUUGUGGGAAUAUAUUAAGCUAUUUUUGUAUAUAAGAGACAGAAAUUUAUAGACUUUUUGUACAAAUGGUUUAAAAUGUGUAUAUCUUGAUAACUUUUUUAAAAAUAUGUAAUGCUUAUUACCUCUUCAUAUCUAGAUGCGUAGUCAACAUAACCUUACAACUGCCAUGUUUUUGUUAUGUGGUUUUGUAAAGGACUUGGAAAUGCCUCCAGAUCUACUUUAGCACCAACGUGUCUUACUUUUUUAUAGAAAACUUUGCUAAUGUAUUAAUAAUGUUAUUAAACAAUGUUCAAAGUGAACAAAGUUUAUGCAGCUAUUGUCCAAACGCAAAAUGGUAGCUAUUUAUUUUAUAAGCUGCUGCCUUUUGAAGAAAAAGAGAAAAAGUUUUUACCACUGCCUUUUCAUGCUGUUUUAUUACAAACUUACAAAAGUCAUGUAUAACCAUUUUUAUACAAACUAGUUUGGUAAUAAAACUUUCAAUUAAAAAUGAUGUCUUCCUGGUU